AUGGAUUUUCUUACCGUAUUUGCCGUCCUCCCUACCGUGUCUGAUUAUAGCACCAGACUUAACGUGCUAUUUUUCUACAUGUCAUGGGCCACUCUUAAGAUGGCGCAUACUGCCAUGUGGCUUGAGCUUUCUGGCACUGUGCUAGUGCGCGUAUUCUUCUACUUCCUCCCGUCAAUUAUCUUCUUCGUAUUCGACGUCGCCGCGCCGGGCAUAGCAGCUUCGUUCAAAAAGCAGGGCGAAGCUGGCCUACCCACCGGAAGCAAAAGUUCCUGGCCUACAUCAAGAGAAGCCAAGAUUGCAGGAUGGGCGGUUGCCAAUUUUGUGUUGGGCCUCAGCGCGCAAUGGAUGGUGGAGGGGGUUCUUAGCAAAACCACCCGGGGGCCUGCAGUCAAAGCGACGCUCAGCGUUCCAUUGCCCUGGACUAUGACAGGUCAGCUUUUCUGGGGUUUCCUCAUCAGAGAGAUCCUCAGUUACGCCAUCCACCGCUGGGGGCUACACUACAAGGACUCCAUCUUUCCCUGGCUUGUCGAGUGCCACAAGAGCUGGUACCAUGACCUCACCAAUACUUUCCCGCUAACAGCCCACUACGACCAUCCCUUCAUUUACCUGCUCUCCACAUGGCUUCCCAUGUAUCUUCCCGUUUGCAUCCUGGGCUUCCACACCGUCACCUUCCUGCUAUACACGUUGCUCAUCUCGCUUGAGGAAGUAUUCGUCUUCUGCGGAUACUGCAAGUUGCCGAGUUUCCUUUUAUCUAUGGCGGCGCGCCAUGCCGAGUCGCACCUUGCCGAUGGCAAAGCGUAUUUUGGGCGCUGGGGUUAUAUCGAUCUCCUUUUGGGGACUUUGGGUAAUGGUGAAAAGGCCAAGAAAAGGAAGUGA
This is a messenger RNA of Aspergillus mulundensis, 876 nucleotides long. Its product is annotated as sterol desaturase family protein. Gene Ontology annotation, biological process: ergosterol biosynthetic process. The coding region runs from base 1 to 876 and encodes 291 amino acids. The record is from RefSeq and is a predicted model, not a curated record. Gene Ontology annotation, molecular function: C-4 methylsterol oxidase activity; iron ion binding. NCBI's taxonomy places the organism in Eukaryota, Fungi, Ascomycota, Eurotiomycetes, Eurotiales, Aspergillaceae. The transcript has 2 exons.